GGAUGGAGGAAAAUAGCAAGGUUUAUUUCCUAGAAGAUUUUUUAAUACCAUCUUUAGAUAAAGAAAGUUUCAAAAAUAAAUUAAAAUGGAAAAAUAGAUCAACUGGAAUAUUUCAAAUAUAUUGGCCAGACAAUCGAAAGCAUAACAAUGAUGACAGUGCAGAUUGCUGUUUAGAAGUUUAUCUGGCUUGGCUAAGGAUGAAAAGAUCUGGAAAUCAAAUAAAAUGCAAAGAUAUUUUUAGAAGUGCUUUAUAUUCCAAAGAAAAAGAUGGAGAAUUAAAAAGAUGUGGUGAUCAAGGAAAUUAUCGUAUAUAUCAAUUUACAGAAGAUGUGAAGAAAUAUAAAACUGCAUUAAUUUGCCAAAAUACUCCAACAUCAAAUUCAAAAGAUGAUGUUAUAAAUUUUCUACAUUUGGUUUCAUUUGAUGCUUUAUUAGAUAAUUAUCUUAAUGAAGAAUUCAAGAAUGAUAAGUUUGAAGAUUUAGAAUUAGAAAUAAAUUCUUCUGAAUUUAGUGAGGUGAGAAUGGAUUUUUGAAAAACUUUCUUUUAAAGUCUAAAAAUUUUUACUUAAUAAUAUAUACAUACAAGAAUGAGUUAUUGAAAUUGGGACCAAGGUAACUCAGUGGCGUACUGUGGGUGUCAGCCGCCAGGGGCAGAGGAAAAUUUCGGCCUCCUUUUAUUUAGGUAUUUCAAUUUAAAAGACCAAAAUUCAGUUUUGUCACAGAACAAGCAGUGAAAAAUUCGGUGGUAG
Centruroides sculpturatus (bark scorpion) is the source of this 749-nucleotide messenger RNA. RefSeq lists its product as uncharacterized. The record is from RefSeq and is a predicted model, not a curated record. Gene Ontology annotation, molecular function: transcription cis-regulatory region binding. The coding region runs from base 3 to 533 and encodes 176 amino acids. NCBI's taxonomy places the organism in Eukaryota, Metazoa, Arthropoda, Arachnida, Scorpiones, Buthidae. The transcript is spliced from 5 exons.